Molecule: messenger RNA, 735 nt
Organism: Mesorhabditis spiculigera
Lineage: Eukaryota; Metazoa; Nematoda; Chromadorea; Rhabditida; Rhabditidae
Source: the annotation of a GenBank genome assembly
AUGUAUCCAGCGCAACCGCCAACACCCGAAAAUCCACCCGCAAACUACGGCCUAUCGUAUGUUGUGCGCAAGCAUCCGAACCGAUACGCCGUCGCCUUCAACGUCCGUUAUGGCUUGAUCUGGCUCGACCUAACGGGGAUGCCGCCAUCCGUUCAGCUCAACCUGACCCCGACCACCGCGCUCGUCAUCGGUGAAGUCCUCGGCCGACCAUGCCCGGACGUCAGCGAGUCCAUUGGCCUCCAGGGUUAUAAUUUUGUGCUGGCGACUGAAGAGGCCCGUGAGACCGACCCGUUCAAUUUUAUGGCCUGCCCGAGCGACUUCCAAGACGACGAUCAAGAGACGCGGCCUUUGAAAGAUACGAUCAAGUGCCGUCUGACGUUCCACGUGGAUGCACUCAAGGGGCUGAUUUGCCAAGAACUGAAGCCAUUGAACAUGUCGUGCCAGCUCCCUACGCGUGUCCACGAAGGUUUGAGCCGCCUUCAUCGGCGCUUCGGCACAGCAAUUUUCUAUAUCGUGGUUCGCAUACGCGCAGCAAUCCCAGCCCACGAGACUGCCGUCCCGUUCGAGUUCCACUGCAUGUACGACGAAAUAAAUCGCACCAAAAAGACGAUGAAGAUCAAUGCUUUCAUCAACCGGCGCGGCGACUCGAAGUGGCUGAACCAGAGGCCCCACCCCACUAGCACGCAGCAGCAGAAACUGCAGUCGACGCAGAAAGUGAACGAUGAUGAUGAUUGG